CUCUGAUCGGAUGGGAUUAGUAUAGAGGAGGCUACAGCUACAGAACUUCACUAUCGCAACUGGGAUUCUACAGUGUCUUCUAAGCUAUUUUGCGGGGAAGCUCAACAACCGGCCGCCGCCAUGUCUGUGCCUUUUCACGAUUACCAAGGGAAUAUGAUGGAGGGAGAAGCUAGGGAUCUCCGGAAGGACAAACUGCUGCAGGACGAUCGCAUUGAUAGCGGCCUGGACUCCCUGAAGGAGGAGGAAUACACGGCUAUCAUUACUGACCUCAGCAACAUGAGAAUGGAGGGCCCGCCGGACACAUCGAACUAUGAGCCGGAGCCAUGGAAGAAAGAGGUCAACGAAGAUGGAGACACGUUUCUCCAUUUGGCAAUUAUCCAUGAAGAGAAAACCCUGGUGAAGGAGGCAAUCCAACGUUCAUACAGGGACCAUUUUUACCUGAACAAGCAGAAUAAUCUGCACCAGACAGCACUACAUCUGGCAGUAAUCACCGAACAACAAGACAUCAGCCAGUCACUUCUCCAGGCUGGUUGUGAUCCAGAAAUCCAAGACUUCUGUGGCAACACCGCCUUGCACAUUGCCUGCAAGCAGGGCUCGCUUCGGGGAGUUGGGGUCAUUUUCCAGUAUUGUGAGAAACAACUGCCAGCACUUCUGCAAUCUGUGAACUAUGAUGGUCACACGUGCCUCCACCUGGCAUCGAUCCAUGGCUAUCUUGCAAUUGUGGAAAAUCUCAUUAAUAAGGGGGCUGAUAUAAAUGCCCAGGAGCCUUGCAAUGGUCGCACUGUGCUGCAUAUGGCCGUGGACCUGCAGAACUACGACCUGAUGAAACUGCUGCUUAAGCACGGAGCAGAUGUAAACAGAGUCACGUACCAAGGCUACUCUCCGUGCCAGCUCACAUGGGGCAGAAAUAACAUGCUGAUUCAACAACAGCUGGUUGAAGUGACACACAAGAAUUUGCAGUACCUUCCAGAGAGUGAAGAGGAAGACAGUUCUGACUCCGAAUAUGAAUAUAAUGAUGAUGAGCUUAUGUAUGACGACUGCAUCAUAGGGGGGAGGCCGCUGCAUUAGACUGCUGUGUGUGAACUAAAAAAAAGAAACUAUAAGGACAGACUCUCAUUACUAGAGGACAGCACUGGAGCCAGUGACUUCGGGGUAGAAAAGGAUCCUCUGAAAGUUGAGGCGUGGAGGUGCUUGUGCUGUUCCAUGGUGACCGAUGUUCUACACGAGAAGCUUCCUGUGUUACAUAUCCUGCCGCAUCAAGACCACAGCUAUGAAUUAAAGAGCUUAUUCCUUGAGCAGAUAAAGAGAGGAUGCUGCAGAAGGAACUCUAAUCUGUCAUUAACAUCAUUGUGAGGCAGGGCGACCAAUACCAUGAUACUGACAAUGCCCUUCAAUGCCAACAUGAAAUAAAUGGCUCAUAAAUACACUGUGUUGAGGACCUGACUAAUUAUAGCCAGAGAGCAGAUUGUUAAAAUAAACUACACACUGUAUAUAGUGUAAAUAAAGUACAGAGAUUAUUUUUAUAUGCAAAGUUUAUAUUUUAUAUAAAAAAAAGAAAAGAAAAAAAAUAAAUAAAUAAUUGUUUCCAAA
Molecule: messenger RNA, 1590 nt
Organism: Xenopus tropicalis (tropical clawed frog)
Lineage: Eukaryota; Metazoa; Chordata; Amphibia; Anura; Pipidae
Gene: nfkbia
Product: NFKB inhibitor alpha
Exons: 6
Coding region: 121-1068 (315 amino acids)
Source: RefSeq, marked provisional